AGAGCACACGUAUCAUGGAGACAGCCUGGAGAAUGGAUCAACCGGCAUCCGACUCUCGAGGAAGCAUCCACAACAAAUGAGUUCCGGCACACAGUUACUUCCGAUUCCCAUCGACACGUGUCGGGUCAUUUGCCACAACAAUGCUGCGUUGACCAAAACCAUCGGUGUCCAGGGCGGAACUGUUGACAGCUUCGAGACCGUAUGUGUCACUUCAAUAGGCUAUCAACCUCUGCCGACAUUUUGAGGGUCCCUUAACCCCUCUGAACCUUUUCUCCCCUCGUUUUCUUCUUUCUGUGUCCUGGUCACCAGCCCGCCGCUCUUUGAAGUGAAGAAUAGUCCCAUGCGGAAAAAAUUAUCAAUCUCCUACGCCUCCUUCGGCGUUCCCGCCCCCUUUGACCCAUCCUUCGCGCUUGUUACCUCACCCCUCCCUUUCCUCCCCCCUUUAGUGCUCGGUGCUGUCCGUGGACUGUUGGCUCUGUACACGCUCAUCACAGCCGUCGUCAUUUUGGGACUUGAUUCAGCUGUAUACAAUAGUGGACCAUCGUACUUGUCUUACUUCACGAGUCUCUCCUACAUCGGCCUGUGCGCGUACUUUUGGGCGUCGAGUGUACAGACCAUCGCAUUUGCUCGUGCAGUGAGGAACUUGAGGAGUGUGCAGGAUGACACGGAUGCAGGCAAUAGAGGCCAGAAAAAGACCGAGAGGGACCUCAGAGUGGAGCACGUAGACACGGAGAGGAGGAUAUACUAUCCGCUGCAGAAGUGGCCACGGCCCUUGCAGCUGAUGCAUGUUUUGUUAUAUACUAGUAUCGUGGUGUAUCCGAUCAUCGUGACAAUUGUAUUUUGGGCGCUACUCUCCUCGCCACAGACGUUGAUGGGCACAUAUAAUGCUUGGGCUAACAUAUCCCGACACAUCCUCAAUUCUGCCUUCGCGGUUUUCGAAAUUACCUGCACCAACGUUCCCCCUCUACCAUGGUCGCACAUAGGACCUGUUUUCAUCGUGAUUGCGCUCUACCUGGGCGUGGCGUAUAUCACACGCGCAACGCAAGGUUUUUACACCUACAGCUUCCUUGACCCAGGCUCGCAUCCAGGCCGCGUCGCGGCAUACAUAUUUGGGAUCGCAGUAGGGUAUUGCAUUGUGUUCGCCGUCGUAAAAGGGAUCAUCACAUUGCGAUGUCGGUUAGCCAGACGACGCUGGGAAUCGAAAGAGGAUGCAGGGAGACCUGGAGCUCCGGAGGCCCUGGAUGAGUGGGAGGAGGUAGACCAUCCUCAGCGGUCAUCUAGAGUAUAGUAGUUGGAGUCGCUGGUGAGAGAUAUCCCGGAGGAGGCGGCAUAUCGUGAAUUAUAGUUUAGGGAACCAUCACUUUUGUAACUCAUUCACCCUCUUACAGACUGCAUAUCUAUUCUGGCACAGGGUUUGUUUUCGGCCCAG
Pisolithus orientalis is the source of this 1429-nucleotide messenger RNA. RefSeq lists its product as uncharacterized. The transcript has 5 exons. The coding region runs from base 341 to 1288 and encodes 315 amino acids. NCBI's taxonomy places the organism in Eukaryota, Fungi, Basidiomycota, Agaricomycetes, Boletales, Pisolithaceae. Gene Ontology annotation, cellular component: membrane. The record is from RefSeq and is a predicted model, not a curated record.